Molecule: messenger RNA, 595 nt
Organism: Mytilus trossulus (common blue mussel)
Lineage: Eukaryota; Metazoa; Mollusca; Bivalvia; Mytilida; Mytilidae
Exons: 4
Coding region: 31-405 (124 amino acids)
Source: RefSeq, a predicted model, not a curated record
CAAACCUUUACUAGCAGUAGGCAUGUUAACAUGGCGUUACUCAAUAUUCUGUUUGCCGCUACAAUUCUUUUUCCUGUUGAUGGUUAUGUAAGGGUGGAUAAUUAUCAGCACUCAGUUUACAUUCAAAAGGAACGGAAUGGCAUCUUUAAACAAGCAUCAAGUAUAACCUUUCUGGAACCAGCGAUCUACGACUUUAUGUCUGUUGAUACUGAAACGGAGGUAGAUGGUGUCAGUCAGAGAGGACACUUAGUACAAUUCUACAAGUAUGAUGACAACUUUCAUUUCGCUGUUUUCCCACGACCAUAUCUUAGAUACUACUUCACCAACGAAUUGUACUACCAGAAUGUAUCGAAAAUCUUAAUGGAACAGAUGACAGACAACCCUGUUAUUCGUGUGAGGACGUAAACAAUUGGGAUAAUCUUUAAUUCAAAGUUAGAUACGACAUUUAAUAGAUAUUUCUCAUACAUUAUCGUUCAUGUAUUUGUACUGUUAUUAAUCUCCUGUUUGAACAUUCCAAUAUAUAAUACUUUGAUAAAAAUAAAUGAAUUCAAUGUCUACAAUCAAAACAAACAAAUGGUUAAAAACAUUAUGGUUG